AUGAUAAAGAGAAUUCCCAGAACCAUACAAUUGGCGAGAUUUCAAAGACUACCGAUCUGCCGUUUCAAUUCUACUGUUCCUAUAAAGCUGGAGAACAAGCCUAUCAAUCGAGUCAAAAAUGUCCCUAAAAAGAAGAUAGGUGCCCAGAAGUUACGUCGUACAGAUAAUUCACAAUUCCAACAUGAAUCCACAAAUUAUAUAUUAUCUUUAUUAAAUGAAAAUAGACAAGAAGAAGUAUCACCUAAAGUGUUGGAGAAAUAUUUCAAUAUCGUCACAUCAUUGACCGUGGGUGAUGCAAUUGAUUUUGAUAAAUUGAUUCCAAGCAUUCAAGGUUAUGAAUUUCAGAUUGUUAUUCCAGAGGAAGUCAUCAACAUAAGUACAAGUGAUUCAAAUUUGAUGAUUUUGUCAAAUGGUACUCUUGUAGGGUGGAAUUUAACUGAAGAUGAAAUUGUCAACUACUUGCCAGUGAUAGAAGGCAGUAUUGAAAGUAAAUGUGAAACUUUUGAAAGUGAAGAAAUUGAUUGGAUAGAAUUGAAAGAAUUACCGGAGACACCACUAAAUAAAGGGUAUUCCUAUCUUCAUGGAGAAAUUAUGAUUGUCCAGGGUCCAGAUAAAGAAAAACGAUUAUUAGAUAUGGCUGCAUUUGCUAUUGGAUUAUCUAGAUCAACAAGAUUAUCCAUACUAGAGGCUCAAUUAGAAGAAUAUUUAAACUUGACUAAACAAAAUUCAGAAAUUUUGGCUAAUGGGAAACAAAUAACUACGUCAGAACAUGAAUUUUUAAAAAUAACUGGGAAAUUAUUCUUAUUGAGAGGAAAAUUGAAUCUUUACAGUGAAUUAAUUGAUACCCCUGAUUUAUAUUGGAGUGAACCAAAAUUAGAGAAAAUUUAUAAUAGUAUUUCUAAAAUAUUGGAUAUAAAUUCAAGAAUUUCAAUAUUGAAUAGAAAAUUAGAUUAUGCAACAGAUGAACAACGUGCAUUUUUGAGUGUAUUAAGUGAAAAGAAAGGUACAAGACUAGAAUGGAUAAUUAUUUGGUUAAUUGUAAUAGAAGUUUGUUUUGAGACAUUUCAUUUCUAUGAGAAAUAUGAAGAGAAACAAAACGGCGUUAAACAUGAUUAG
Molecule: messenger RNA, 1116 nt
Organism: Candida tropicalis MYA-3404
Lineage: Eukaryota; Fungi; Ascomycota; Pichiomycetes; Serinales; Debaryomycetaceae
Exons: 1
Coding region: 1-1116 (371 amino acids)
Biological process (GO): positive regulation of mitochondrial translation
Source: RefSeq, a predicted model, not a curated record